CCUCCGGCGCAUCGCAGGGCGACUCGCCCCGUGUACCGCCGCCUGCAGGCCAGGGAGCGAACCCGCCCCGUGGCGCGGGCCUAGGGGACUAGCCGAGUUCCUAGGGGCCGUGCGAUGGGCGUCCGCGACGUCCAGUCACGCCUGAGGUCGGCGCCGUGAGGUGACCGCGGUGGUGCAGGGCGUGCCGCAGGUGGCCGUGGCUGCUUUGGACAGUCCACCUCCCCGGGGGCCGGACCAGGCUUUGUCAGACCCGACACGACUCGUGCUGGGAACGAAGCAAAGCUGAGGCUCAGAGCCGGGGCCGCCGGCGCUCCGCUCCCGGGUUAGCUGGCCCGGUCCCCAGAGCCGCAGGUCCAGAAGUCACCCCAGCCCAGAGCCGUGUCGCCACCCUCCGCGCGCCGAGAGCCGAGGCAUCACAGCCUCAGAGACUUCUUCAGGACUCACAGAAACCAGCGACGCCCUGGUGAUGGCACAGUGGGACUGUUUUCUUCCUCCGGGUCUGAAUGAGCGCAGGGAGGAGAGCCAAGGUAGAACCGGCGGACCUCUGGCUGUCCUGUAGCAUCAUCAGACCUCCGCGAACCCCUUUUUGAGCCCAAGACAAAGCUCGCGGGAACAAAUGAUUUUGAGUCAUGAAUGAAAAAUUUUGCUCUUUCUAUAAUGAAAAAGAAUUAAAAGACGGGCAGGUUAAAAGAGUAUCUCCUGGGCAUUCUGCGGCUCAUGACAAGAAUGGUGGUGCUCUCAUGGACUUCAGAGGAAUUCCUAUCUCAGCGUUGAAGACUCAUGAUGUUCUCCGGGCCCUGACGGCAGAAACUAAUGGAUGGGAGCCAGGUGUCGUGAGUGCAGAGGUGCUCCAGGCCCAGGAGGAAUGGGAGGCCGUGGACACCAUCCACCCCGAGGCAGAAAGCUGGCGCUGCUCAGACCAGCCUGGACAGCUCAUCUCCUUUGGGGAGGCCCUGCAGCACCUCCAGACUCUGGACCUCUCUUCCUUCAAGAAGAGAAUACAGCCAACUGUUCGAAGGACUGGGCUCGCCGCCCUCCGGCACUGCCUCUUUGGACCUCCAAAGCUCCACCAGGGCCUUAGGGAAGAAAGGGACUUGGUCCUGACCAUUGCCCAGUGUGGCCUGGACAGCCAAGACCCAGUGCAUGGCCGUGUGCUCCAGACCAUCUACAAGAAGCUGACUGGCUCCAAGCUGGACUGCGCCCUCCGGGGAGACCACUGGGAGGACCUUGGCUUCCAGGGAGCGAAUCCAGCCACAGACCUUCGAGGGGCGGGCUUCCUUGCCCUCCUGCAUUUGCUGUACCUGGUGAUGGAUGCAAAGACCUUGCUGAUGGCCCAGGAGAUUUUCCGCCUGUCUCGUCACCACAUUCAGCAGUUUCCUUUCUGUUUGAUGUCUGUGAACGUCACCCGCAUCGCCAUCCAGGCCUUGAGGGAGGAGUGUCUCUCCAGGGAGUGUAACCGGCAGCAAAAGGUCAUUGCCGUGGUGAACAGCUUCUAUGCUGCCACUUUCCUCCGCCUUGCCCACGUCUGGAGGACCCAGCAGAAGACCAUCUCAGACUCUGGCUUUGUUCUCAAAGAUUUGGAAGCGUUGGCCAAGAAGAGCCCACGGCGGCUGCUCAAGACCCUGGAGAGCUACCUGGCCCGGGCAUCAAAGGGACAGGCCUCCUUGUUGGCACAGAAGUACCCUGGGCCACAAGCCCCUCGCGCCUCAGAUCUCACCUUCACAGGUGUGUGUGACCUGCAGCCCCACUCUUCUGAGGGUGCAGGGCUGAUCUGAGACUCCCAGAGACCAGCUGAUAGAAAGACUCCCAGCCUGGGCCACCAGGCUUCCAAGGACACAUGGCAAACCACGUCUAGAGCCCCCUGGCCAGGCCAGGCGCUUUCCUGCCUCGGCAAAUGAGGUGGGAAGCUCCUGGGCCUGGGUACCCUCACCAGUGGGAGAUGCUCCGCUCCAGGCGACUAGACCUGACUGCUCCCUGCAGACCUGCCUCCGGAGCAAGUAGAGUCCUGCCGUCCCACCCGUGCUCCCGCCCCCAGGGCUGCAUCCCAGCAUCCGUGGCAGUGAGUGGUGCAAGGCACAGCAGCCCAUCUUGGGUGCCAUGCUCCUCCACAGCACAGGAGCUUGCCAGGUGGAGACAGCUGGAGCUCUGGUUCCCUGGCAGCAUUGGGCCCUGCCUCUGGGUCAAAUCCCAGGGGGAGGAGCAGCGAUGACAGCCAGCAGGGGGCAGCACUGGCAUCUGGCGCAGCUCCUCCCCAGGCCUCCCCUCCCCUCUCAGUUUGUGGUCUAGAGAUGGGCAUUGGGCUGGUGGCCCCGGCUGCCCCAUCCCAGCUGCCCACCAGCUAGGGGCUUGUCCUGGGAGACUGUACGCUUCCUCAUGAUGGUUUUCUGUCCUGAGCGAGGAAGGAGGAAUUUGCUCACACACCAGCACUUCUAGAAUAAAGCAGUUGCUCCAGUUGGA
Molecule: messenger RNA, 2457 nt
Organism: Marmota flaviventris (yellow-bellied marmot)
Lineage: Eukaryota; Metazoa; Chordata; Mammalia; Rodentia; Sciuridae
Gene: Elmod3
Product: ELMO domain containing 3
Source: RefSeq, a predicted model, not a curated record